AUGGCUCCCCCAACAGCAACCGAAACUGUUAGCAACAUCGCCGUGCAGGCCCCGCAGUCGAGUCAGACGGCGGGCACCGAAAAGGCAAAGGUCAAGAUGCAGAUGCCGAGCAUGCCGAAGUUCGAGGAUAAGAUGCAGGAGCGAGAGUAUCUCAAGGGUCGCCUGGCUGCUGCAUUCCGGAUUUUUGGCAAGAAUGGAUACGAUGAGGGUGUCGCUGGCCACAUCACGCUUCGCGACCCAGUCGAUCCAACAACUUUCUGGGUGAACCCCUUCGGUACUGCUUUCUCAUUGAUCAAGGCGUCGGAUUUGAUUCAGGUCGACCAUGCAGGCAAGGUCAUUGAUGGAGGACCGAAUCGCCUGCUCAACGCCGCGGCAUUCAUGAUUCACUCUGCUAUUCACGCUGCUCGGCCCGACGUCUUGUGCGCAGCUCACAGCCACAGUUUGUAUGGGCGCGCAUUCUGUUCGCUAGGUCGGCCACUCGAUAUUAUUUCACAGGAUUCCUGUGCAUUCUAUGAUGACCAUGUUGUAUACAAGCAAUUCAACGGCGUUGUCCUCGCCGAAGAAGAAGGCAACAAUAUUGCUGCAGCGCUGGGUAACAAGAAAGCUGCCCUUUUACAGAACCACGGUCUUCUCACUGUCGGCAAGAGCAUUGAAGAGACCGUUUUCUGGUUCGUGAGUCUGGAGAAAUGCUGCCAUGCCCAACUACUUGCCGACGCUGCGGCGACCGGGCGUGGUGGCCAGACUGUGAAGAUUGAUGAUGCGGACGCUGCGUUCACAUACAAGACUGUUGGGACACCGCUGGCUGGAUGGUUCAGCGCGAAGCCCCUCUUUGAUGUCAUCCAUAAGGAGACUAACGGAGACUAUCUGGAAUAA
Messenger RNA from Penicillium subrubescens, 873 nucleotides. Its product is annotated as class II aldolase/adducin family protein. The transcript is spliced from 3 exons. The record is from RefSeq and is a predicted model, not a curated record. Gene Ontology annotation, cellular component: cytoskeleton. The coding region runs from base 1 to 873 and encodes 290 amino acids. NCBI's taxonomy places the organism in Eukaryota, Fungi, Ascomycota, Eurotiomycetes, Eurotiales, Aspergillaceae. Gene Ontology annotation, molecular function: actin filament binding.